CAUCUAAAUCCGAUUCGACUACUGAUGGCGCGCUUUCUGCGCUGCGGCGGUUCACUUGCUUCCUUCAUCCAUACCCACUCACUUGCAAUGGACGUCGUCACCAUCCCAGCCUUAAGCGAUAACUAUAUGUAUCUACUUAUAGACAAGGGAUCAAAGGUCGGUAUUAAAAAAUGCGCUGCAAUCGAUCCCGUCAACCCGUCUUCGAUACUUGAAAAGGUGAAGUCACUUGGUCUUGAAUUAACGAUGGCUCUGACUACACAUCACCAUCAAGACCAUGCUGGUGGAAACGAAGAGCUAGCUAGGCUGUGGUCAGCGACUUAUGAGAUCCCCAAGGAGAAAUUUCCCAUAUAUGGUGGUGAUAGAAGAGUACAGGCUUGCAAUAAAAUGGUUACACACGAUAGUACAAUCGAGAUCGGGGAUGGACUCCUAGUAAAGUGCUUAUUCACACCAUGUCACACCAGCGGGCAUAUAUGCUACCAUGUAACCGAGAUAGGUGGCGAUGCUCGGAACGCCGUAUUCACAGGAGAUACUCUGUUCCUUGGCGGUUGUGGCAGAUUUUUUGAAGGAAAUGCCUCACAAAUGUACAAUGCCCUGGUUAAAACUCUCGGACGCUUGCCUCCAUCCACUUCCGUAUAUUGUGGUCAUGAGUACACACUCAAGAAUCUGCAGUUUGCUUUGACUAUUGAACCUAAUAAUGAAGCCAUCCGAUGCCGCCUGGAAGAGGUUAUAAAAAAAUGCAAUAAAGGACAAGCAACGGUACCCGGAAAUCUCUUUGAAGAGAUGGAAACAAAUCCCUUUAUGCGAGUGGAUCGUCAAGAGGUACUCGAGCAUUGUUGCACUACUGAUCCCAUUAAAGCCAUGGAGAUUCUGAGGGAAAAAAAAGAUCGAUUCUAG
Messenger RNA from Protopolystoma xenopodis, 894 nucleotides. The record is from the annotation of a GenBank genome assembly. Lineage: Eukaryota; Metazoa; Platyhelminthes; Monogenea; Polystomatidea; Polystomatidae.